Marmota monax (woodchuck) is the source of this 774-nucleotide messenger RNA. It is a transcript of the gene Nsg2, whose product is annotated as neuronal vesicle trafficking associated 2. The record is from RefSeq and is a predicted model, not a curated record. The transcript has 5 exons. Gene Ontology annotation, biological process: G protein-coupled dopamine receptor signaling pathway; clathrin coat assembly; endosomal transport. Lineage: Eukaryota; Metazoa; Chordata; Mammalia; Rodentia; Sciuridae. The coding region runs from base 184 to 699 and encodes 171 amino acids. Gene Ontology annotation, molecular function: clathrin light chain binding. Gene Ontology annotation, cellular component: membrane; endosome.
UCCCCGCUCGCUGGCGCCUCGCUCGCUCGCAGAAGCUCGGAUCCAGACGCACGCAAGGCGCUGUCCUUCAGCACCACGGCUCGCGCUGGGGCGGGAGGACUCCUGUUUGUCCUCCUCCUCAAAUUGGCUUGAAUCUGCUCUGACCCCAAGAGUGCAGCACAGUCUGGGAAGAAAGGCGUGAGGAUGGUGAAGCUGAACAGUAACCCCGGGGAGAAGGGCACCAAGCCACCUUCGGUGGAGGAUGGCUUCCAGACCGUCCCCCUCAUCACCCCCUUGGAGGUCAAUCACUUACAGCUGCCUGCGCCGGAGAAGGUGAUCGUGAAGACCAGAACGGAGUAUCAGCCGGAACAGAAGAACAAAGGGAAGUUCCGGGUGCCGAAGAUCGCUGAGUUCACGGUCACCAUCCUCGUCAGCCUGGCCCUAGCGUUCCUCGCCUGCAUCGUGUUCCUGGUGGUUUACAAAGCCUUCACCUACGACCACAGCUGUCCGGAGGGAUUUGUCUAUAAGCACAAGCGCUGCAUCCCGGCCUCCCUGGAUGCCUACUACUCGUCCCAGGACCCCAACUCCAGAAGCCGCUUCUACACAGUCAUCAGCCACUACAGCGUGGCCAAGCAGAGCACUGCCCGGGCCAUCGGGCCCUGGCUGUCGGCGGCCGCUGUCAUUCAUGAGCCCAAGCCGCCCAAGACCCAGGGCCAUUAGGGGCCUACCGGAGCCGGAGUGGGGGGGGCGGUGGGCAGGGGACCCCCCAGGCUCAGCCAAGCUCGAGUUACAAGA